Molecule: messenger RNA, 1359 nt
Organism: Acanthamoeba castellanii str. Neff
Lineage: Eukaryota; Discosea; Longamoebia; Acanthamoebidae
Exons: 3
Coding region: 1-1359 (452 amino acids)
Biological process (GO): SCF-dependent proteasomal ubiquitin-dependent protein catabolic process
Cellular component (GO): SCF ubiquitin ligase complex
Molecular function (GO): protein binding
Source: RefSeq, a predicted model, not a curated record
AUGAAGCGUGCAUCACCAUCAUCUGGAGGCAAUCAACGGAAGAAAGACUCUCCGCAACAGGAAAAGGGAGGCAAAAGAAAGCGGCCCAUCAAGCGACCCCGCGCCAGCGCGGCACCGGCCCCGCUACGCUUCCCCUCGAUUGCGGGGGUGACCUUCGACAAGACGCAGCGGCGCUGGGGUCCGGCGAAGAGCAACCAUGACCUGCUCGAGCUGCCACCCGAGGUAUGGUCCCUCGUCUUUGCGCGCCUGCGGCACGACCCAGCCGCGCUCGUCAGGGCCAGCCACGUAUCGCGCGCCUGGCGCAGCCUCGCGCUGGGCGAGCUCCGGCGGUGGACAUUCGCCGCCGAUGGCGAAGGCCGCCCGGCAGGACUCGAGUCGCAGCUGCAGUUCCUCCGCGAGCUGUGUCCGCGGGUGGAGGCCAUUCACGUGCGGCACGACGGGUUCGACAUGGCCGACCUGCACCACUUGCUAAACGGCCUGCCGCGCGUGCACACACUCCACCUCGUCGUGUCGCCGCUCACGCUCGCCAAGCUCAUCAACGACGAUAGCGACGAUGGCAGUGAUGAUGAUGGUGAAGGUGAUGAUGAUGAGACGGAGGAGACGAUGGUGCCAGGGUCGAUCCGAUCGCUCGAGCUGACGUUCGUGAACCUGCUGCCGACGUCCAGGCUGGAGCGGCUGUGGCGGCGGCUGCCGAGGCGACUCGACGCGCUCAGGCUCAAUGGCCUGCGCUCGCCGCCGGACCGGCUGUUCGGACGACUGCGCGAGCUGACCAAGCUACACAUGAAGAGCUGCUUCGCGGUGGACGACGCCGUGAUGCCCCGGCUCCCGCGCUCGCUCACCAACCUCAGCGUGCAGGGCGCGCGAGUCACCGACCGCGGCGUCACCGCUCUCACCACGACGCUCCCCAACCUAAAGAAGCUCGACUUGAGCCGCUGCGUGAAUGUGACCCAGGAAUCGAUCGGUCAGCUGCCGCAGGGGCUCGAGACGCUCAAGCUGGCCUUCUGCCAGCACAUCAGGGACGACGCGCUGCGGAAGCUGCCGCCGGGCCUCCGGAAGCUCAACUGCUGGGGCUGCGGCAACAUCACCAACGCGGGCGUGCGGGCGCUUCCGGCCGGGCUCGAGGAGCUCACUCUGUCGUUCUGCAAAGUCGAUGACGAGGGCAUCGCGCAGCUGCCGCGCGGCCUCAAGCGAAUCGUCAUCCAGUACUGCUUCCGGGUUACACUCAAGGGGCUGGAGGAGAACCUGCCGGCCAGGGUGCGGAGCGUGCACAUGGGCUCGCGGGACUCGACCGGCGAUCUGUCGGCCUACCCACGCCUCUCGCGCCUGCUCACCGACCACCCGCUCCCCUUCCUCUCCUGA